CCAGGCUGUGAAUGCGCGGGCUCGAGCUCGCUCGCUCGCUGCUUGGUUGAUGACCCGGAUGCUCAGUGCGCGAGCGGGAGAGAGAGGCACCAGAGGCGGUCUCCUCGAGCGCGCCGGUGGGAGAGCAGAGGCGAGGACUGCGCGCGUCCCCUUUUCCUUCCUCAUUAACGGCUCGGCGUUCGGAGAGCGGCUCGUGCGGGGUCCGUUGGAGGGGAGGGCGGAUUGAGCUAGAGGUGGCUGGGCGGGCGAUGGAGACGGGGUGUAGGUGUUCGCCUGUCGCCGCUUCCACCAUCAUCGCGGGGUGAGAGACUUGUUUUUAUAUAUUUCUUUCCGCUGAAAUGCAUCAGGUGUUUCUCAAUGCAUCCCUGAAGUGACCCUGGGAGUCCCUGGCUUGUGACUGACGCUGUGAAGAAAGUAAAUUUGAGAAAGCAAUGAAUAUGCUGAGUGAAUUCAGAAAUGUCGAAGCAUGAGGUUGAGGACUUGCAUCUUUUGAUUCUGAAAAGCUGAAGAAAAUUGAUGGUCCCCAGCUUGAGUUGUUGUAGAAGGUUCUCAUGGAUGAAGGAGGUUCACAUUCGAUUGGUACAACAGAGAAAAAUGGCUCUCCCAAGGAUGUAGAAAAACCCGGUGCAACCAAUCGUCUUUCCUCAUUAAUUUCUGAUGAAAAUGAAAAUCGGAUUCGUGAGACACAGAGUUCACCAUUCACGAAUGACAGAAUGGGAGGAUUUGAGCAGACCGAGCAAGAUGUAAUCAAUAACAAUGAUGAUAACGAUGAUAAAACUGGCUUUGAGGUUACACAAAAUAACUGCAUGGAUGCAGGUUGUGAGAUUUCGAACAGCAUUGCUAAUCAGACCGCUGAACUUCCACAAGGGAUAGAAACAGUUAGGACUUGUGAUUCAGAAAUGGAAAGAAAUCUGAAAACUGCCACUUCUGGAGCCUCAGAGGAAACCACAGACAACUCUUCAGAGUUUUUAUGUAGAUCACUGAACACAGUUUUGUAUGACAGAAGUUCUCAACUAGAAGUAAACUGUCAGCAAGUCGACAGGAAAAGACUUCUUCAGACUCUGCUGAGCUCCGUUCAGAGAGAAACAGAGUUAAAUGAUUCCUAUAGACUGCCAUAUUAUCUUCAUCAGAUUGCCGAGAUCUAUUUUGAUGAAGAAGAAUAUGAAAAAGCAAUACAGUUCAUUCAGCUGGAAAAGCUGUACCAUCAAAAAUUUCUGGCAAACCUUACUGCUAUUCAGGAGGGCUGGGAAGUGAAACAGAAGGCAGCAAUCGCAAAGGAGGUGACAGAAGGGAGGUCUGUUAAAGCUUUAGAUGACAAAAUAGUGAAGCUCUCAGAAUUCUGUGCAUCACACUCUAGACCAAAUCUAUCUGAAGACAAGGGAGAAGAUGCUUACAGGAAAGAUACUGUGGAAUGCAACUCACGUUUUACAGACCAGCCUAUAGCUACAUCAAGAGAGCAAAGUGCAGAAUGUGAAGAUGCAUCAUUGGAAUUCGCGAAGGACAGGAAAAAAGAUUGUCUUGCAUCUGUACGGAUUGCAUUAGCUGUGGAUAAAAGCACUGAGAGAGACUCUGCAAUGUAUUAUGCUGAAUCAUCGCUGGACGAACAAGUGGAAGCAGACAGAGCAAAGGGCAUGAUGCACUUUGAUAUUGAGACAGAACAUUUGUCCUCUGCAAACACUGAAAUGGAUAAAAGCUGCUUUCAGUUACAUGCUACUAUGCCUUGCAAGGACAUAGUAACUCGUGCACAACAAAUCGAGUCAGAGGGUUUCUCAGAAGCAGGAGGUGUUAUACAUGCUGGUCCAUUAUUCCAUGCAGAGGAAACUGAAAAUCUACAUGGUGAUUUGAAAUUUGCUGGCAAAACUACUGAGGAAAAUGUGCAAACACAGUUGUUGGAAUGUAAUAAACCUAUCAAAUUCAUUACAGAUGGCCUGGCUGUGUCCAAACAAAGCAAUCAUGUAUUUCAAAAACAUGUUGAAAGUGAUUCCAAUGAUUGUGUAAAUAAGGAAACUAUGUCCGGUAAUUCAGAAGAAAGUAUGAGGAUAGAUGACCAAGCAACAAAGCAAAACCAGACUGAUGUUUUGAAUGAAAUAAAUGAAUAUGAACAAAUCUCAGAAAAAGUAGCCUCAAAAGCAGAGGAGGAAAUUCAGUGCAAUGCGGCACUUAAUGAGAAUCGGAUGUCAUACGAAGGUUCAGAGAAGUGGGGGGAGGAUGAGUAUGUUGAAGCAUUCUGCAACUCUGUACGGGGCAUUGUAUCACCUGGUCAGAAAAAUGAUACUGAUGAGUUAUUGCAAUUGAAUGACAGUUCACUUUCUUUGGAUGAACUUGCUAAAAGGAUACAGAUAGAAGAGAAUACCCACCCAGAGGGUCUUGUGUCCAUACUUAAAAAAAGAAAUUUGGACAAAGAAAUCACAAGGGUGCAACAGAAGCAGUCAAAGAGGAGAGUAAGAUUUCAGGAACCCCAAGACACACUAGAGCAAGAUGAAGUAAAUGGAGAUUCCUGCCUCCUUUUAGUUCUAUUGUGCAUUGUCACAGUACUUCUGAGUGUCGGAGGAACAGCACUUUAUUGUACAUUUGGUGAUCUGGACUCCAGUGUAUGCAGAGACUUCACAACACAAAUGAACUUCUAUUAUGCUCAGUUCCAACAAGGUGUUGAGAAAGUGAAGCACUGGCUGUUAUUUUCCUAAAAUGACGUAUCUACUUAAAUAGAAUUGAAGUAAUUAUGUAAGUAUUGGUUCAGAAGGAUUAGAUGGAAAACUUGAUAAUCUUGUUGUACAUGCUGCAAUGCAAUAACUGCUGUGAAAUGCAACAAUCACUAGGACAUAACACAGCAACGUCACAGCUGGAGUUUUGGCUCUCAACAAAUCAUAGCUUGGCGUGGCAAGAAAGGAUAAAUAUGCAACUCCAUUAAAGAUGUUUGUGAAAUGUGGGAAUAUAGACUUGCCAGUCACUUACAGAAAAUUAGCUUUUGUGUAAUUUAUCUUUUAAGGGUGACUGGUGAAUAUUCAUCAUACAGAUGUGAAUAAACAUUUUUGUAC
Hemiscyllium ocellatum (epaulette shark) is the source of this 3035-nucleotide messenger RNA. It is a transcript of the gene cnsta, whose product is annotated as consortin, connexin sorting protein a. The record is from RefSeq and is a predicted model, not a curated record. Gene Ontology annotation, cellular component: plasma membrane; trans-Golgi network; transport vesicle. Gene Ontology annotation, molecular function: connexin binding. NCBI's taxonomy places the organism in Eukaryota, Metazoa, Chordata, Chondrichthyes, Orectolobiformes, Hemiscylliidae. Gene Ontology annotation, biological process: positive regulation of Golgi to plasma membrane protein transport. The transcript has 12 exons. Bases 552 to 2684 code for a protein of 710 amino acids.